GGGACGUCGGGCGGCAAUCCCAAAGUCUUCUUCGACAUCAGUGCCGACGGCGAGAAUAUUGGACGGAUCGAGAUGGAGCUGAGGGCUGACGUGGUGCCGAAAACAGCCGAGAACUUCCGCGCGCUCUGCACCGGCGAAAAAGGAUUCGGUUUCGAGGGCAGCAUAUUCCAUAGAAUAAUCCCAGAUUUCAUGUGUCAAGGAGGCGACUUCACAAAUUUCAACGGAACUGGAGGCAAAUCGAUCUACGGCACCAAGUUCAAGGACGAGAAUUUCAUCCUCAAACACGAGGGACUAGGAACGCUGUCGAUGGCAAACUCCGGUCCGAACACCAACGGGUCACAGUUUUUCAUUUGCACGUCGGAUACUUCUUGGCUAGAUGGUAAACAUGUCGUUUUCGGGAAAGUCACAAAGGGGUUAGAUGUAGUGCGUACGAUGGAAAGUUAUGGUAGCCACAGCGGAGAUACCACGACCACGGUCAAAAUUGUGGGCUGUGGAGAAAUCUGAGAUGUUUUCAAUCCACAAGUUACCAGUCGGAUCAAGGAGUUGUAUUUCAUCUCUUUGAGCUCAUCUCUCUCCGAGACCAGCUCAAAUGAGAAUCGGAGCACA
Messenger RNA from Galendromus occidentalis (western predatory mite), 606 nucleotides. Its product is annotated as peptidyl-prolyl cis-trans isomerase. NCBI's taxonomy places the organism in Eukaryota, Metazoa, Arthropoda, Arachnida, Mesostigmata, Phytoseiidae. Gene Ontology annotation, molecular function: cyclosporin A binding; peptidyl-prolyl cis-trans isomerase activity. Gene Ontology annotation, cellular component: cytoplasm. The transcript is spliced from 3 exons. Gene Ontology annotation, biological process: protein folding; protein peptidyl-prolyl isomerization. The record is from RefSeq and is a predicted model, not a curated record. The coding region runs from base 73 to 504 and encodes 143 amino acids.